This is a messenger RNA of Saitoella complicata NRRL Y-17804, 866 nucleotides long. RefSeq lists its product as uncharacterized. The record is from RefSeq and is a predicted model, not a curated record. The coding region runs from base 49 to 465 and encodes 138 amino acids. The transcript is spliced from 2 exons. Lineage: Eukaryota; Fungi; Ascomycota; Saitoellomycetes; Saitoellales; Saitoellaceae. Gene Ontology annotation, biological process: intracellular sterol transport. Gene Ontology annotation, molecular function: sterol binding.
GUUCAGGAUCUCUUCACUCUCGACGACAAGAUUCCUGGCGACUCACCCAUGUCUCUCUGCCCAAAUCAAGACCAUUCUCUUGAUAUUCUCAACGUCACCUUCAUCAACACUUCGCCGAAUCCUCCUGUUGCUGGUGAGGUAAUGACCGUCGAUGCUGCGGGCCUGGUCAAGCAGGAGAUUCGCAACGGGAGUUAUAUCGACCUAGAAGUCAAGUACGGCUUGAUAAGAUUGAUCAAACAGCAGUUCGAUCUCUGCGAACAGUUGAGCGAGCACGUCGGCAUACAGUGCCCGGUUGCUCCAGGUGAACUGCAAGCCACCAAGGAGGUUGAGUUGCCAAAGCAAAUUCCCCCCGGUCGUUACGCGGUCACCGCUCGUGUCCUUACUCCGGAUGACAUUCAGAUUACUUGCAUGACUGCCACUGUCGUGUUCAGACCCGGAAGACGUGCUGUACUUGAGUGGAAUUAAGGCUAGCAGUAGCUGCUCAUAUCAUUCAGGGUAUCAAGUAUAGUAGUGUUAAUUGGACUUGUCCAAGGAACGUAUCGCAUUCUUCCUUCCCUCACACAUACUUCUGCGUAACCACGGCUCCAACCAAGCCAGCUUCCUUCACAGUCUGACUCUUGUCCGUCAACUCCCUGUUGGGGAAUGUAGUCUGCAACACAAAACUCCUUCCAGUCUCACCAGGCCUGCUGGCGUCGAUAAACGAGUAAAUAUCACCGACAGUGUGUGUGUGAUUGAACUUGGUCACAAGACGUGUACCAUCCGCCAAUCUGAUCUGAACAGUGCCGUGCGGGGCGGAGGUAUCAAUCUGGAAGUUGGAAGCAGGAGUGGAUCCUCGACUAGGUGCCUGGGUGGAACGAGCAGGCGUA